AUGUCCGUGCAACCUGGUUGUUCUUCGCUUUGGGUCACCUUCUCGGGCACCCUUGACCGAAACAUCCUUUGCCAUAACGUUCAACCCAAACCAAAUUUCCCUAAAAAACGGAGAUCCUACCGCGCACCCCCGCUUUCCGCUUCUCAUGACCAGCUAAUAGACCUGGCCAAGCUGGUCCGCACAGCGCAGGAAUGCCAGCAGCAGAGCGACAUCCUCCGCGGCUUGCAGGACCAGCAGCUGGCGGAGAGCAUCCGGACACUGCAGCUCCAAGUACAAAGGCUGCAAAACGCCGUGUUCUGCAACGAGCGCGACACGUACUGCAGACAGCCCACAAGCGGCUGCGGCGGCGGAGGCCCUGCCGUCGACGCAGAAACAGUUAAAGUCGCUUCACGGCAGGAUGACGCGGCCGCUGCGGAGGCGGCUGCCGCUGCCGCACCAGCAUCAGGUGGAAUGGCAGUGGCCGCGGCGGCAUCGGUGCAGAAGCGGGAGAGUGAGGCCAUAUUGCCACUUGCGUUGUGGAAGGACGAGCUCCAGAUUGUAAUCUCCCGUGUGGAGGCGCUGGAAGCCGAGGUAGCGCGCGCUGCAAAGGAGGUCCGGCAGGUCGAGGAAGUCCGCGAGCAAGGACAGGGCGGCGACUGCGGCGUUUGCGACUUAUCUGUGUUUGAAGCAGAGGCGGGGACGCGGAGGCCGAGCGCGGACACCGGCGGGCUGGUCUGCGGUGGAGGCGCCGCCGUCCCCGCCUUCAAUGCUGCGACGGUGGCCAGUCGUAGUGGGGAGGAUGCUAGGGAAGCAAGAGAUGUGGAGGAGAGGGAGCAUCGUGCCGGGGCGGGGCAGGCGGAUGGCACCGUGAAGCAUGCAGAGGCGGCGGUGGCGGAUGGCCACCGUGUGGGCAGGGACAGGGAUCUUGGGCGGCCUGCAUCAACACCAAAUGGCGCCCCGGAGGACGGGACACAGGUGGCCCCAGCUGGCGGGAGUGGCUCAGUGACGACGGUUGUAGCGGAAUCAGCGGCUGCGGGGCCGGCGGCGACGACCAGUGGCCGUAGCGCCGCGACGGCAACGGCGAGGGAUGCGAAUAGUGCCGCCCACUGCCCUCCUGGACCCGGUCCUGGAGGCGGCGCCUGCACAGUAGGGCCCGGUGCUCUCCAGCAAGGGCAGCAACAGCACAGUUCCUACAACCAGGACCGUCAGCAGCAACAGCAGCUGCAGCUGCCUCUGUUUCCGGCCGAGCUGCAGCUGGCGGUGGAAAGGAGCGCCCGGGCGGCAGCGGAGGCGGUGCUAGAGGCGUGGGAAGCGCGCGGCGCGGUGCGGGCGGAGGCGGACACGGCACACGUUCGGGCGAUUGCCGCAGAGGUGCAGCUGCCCCUCCGGGGCCGAUGGUUGUUUCGGGGCGACUCGCGGGUCAUCAUGUUGAACAGCUUCCGGAGGCCCGAGACCACUGCCAGUGUCAGUUGGCUCGGCAGGCCCGUGGUCGGUGUGAAGGGCUGGAGGGCGCUGUGGCGGCUGCACGAGGCGGUCCGUUGGAGGCCAGGCGAGGAGGGGACGUGUCGUGCCUCACGGUGGUGUAAGGGAUGGCAGCCAUGUCCGCCAUGUAUCAUCAUACCCUGUGCCGCACCGGCCCCAAUGCCGCGAUUGGCUGAUGGCGCAGCAUCUGUCCCACAGGAACAGAAGCCAACGCCGGCGCAGCAGCCAACGCAGCUGCAACAACUAUGCAGGCAUCAGCUGCCGCUGACAACGCCGCCGUCAGCCCCCCCACCGCCAGCCCCGCCGCUGCACCACCACUACCAGCACCAGCGACGGCUGCCUGCGGCAGCCCUGCCUGCUCAGGCCGUUCCAACGGGCUGGCCGACGGCGCAGACCUUCCCGGGACCCCCUCCAAGCACGGGGAGCCAUUAUAACGCAGCUCCGUUGCCCGUGGUCUCCCUUGCGGAGCUGUCAGCCCCGUCGUGUGAGGCCCCAGCCAUACCGCCUCUCCCGGCCCCUCCGGCCUGUCCGCAGCCAACGCUCCAGCCGCAACCGUCUCAGCCAGUGCUAUCGCAUGUUCAGUUGCGGCAGCCGGUACCUGAGACUCCAGCAGCGCUGAUACGGACCAAGGCCGCAGCCUCCCUAGAGCAGCGGCUUGCAACUUGGGGUUACGAUAGCGGCAGCAGCGCCGUUGCUGGAGCCGCUGUCGGUAUUGCCAACCGUGAUGGGGACCCAAUGCUGCUUGUAAACGACACGGCGACGGCCUUAGGCGCGGCGGCAACUUUUCAAGGCGUGCGCAUGGAGCUGCCGCCGCUGCCCAUGUCACUUCCGCCGCUACUGCCGCAGGCGGCACAGGAGCUACAGCCGCAGCUGCCUGCCGCCACGGCAGGUCCCGACGGCAUCACGGUCGCCGCACACCUGCUCGCACCUCAGCAGGUUCAGUUCCUAGCGCAGACACAGGCGCUGCCUCAGGCUGAAAGUGCAAUACCUGGGACCAAGGGUGCACUUUUCUGUCCAGAAAAGCACGAGCCGGAUGCCGAUCCGCAUGGAAUGUUGCGACACAACGAACCAAGUGCGCCGGAGCGGUCACGAGCGCCGGCACUCGCUACAGCCGUUAUCACGAGCGGCGCAGUAAGCGCAGUCCGCGGCGGUGGCGGCGGGAGCAGCAACCUUCGCCCACCGUCUUUGCAAGUGGCGCCGGCAAUCCAAGCGCCAAACGGGGAGCUGUCGCUGCUGUCACAGGACGAUGUACUGCUGUCAUCCCCGCCGGUAAGGCGGUGUACCUCCCAGUUAAGCCCUCACAGCGAUGUGGCGCCGGCCCGGUACCGCUGCACUGCCCUGGGCUCCAUGACUCGGCGUGGCGGCGGCGAUGCCGGCACCGGCGGCGGCGGCGGCAAAAGCCGCGGAGGCAGCGGUACUGCCGUGGCCACGGCGGCCAGGGGCUUAGGUGCAUGGCGCCGUGGCGGCUUAUUUGAUCAAGAUGAUGGCCUGAGCCGCUGGGGCUGGCCAAGCGACGAGGACGUAGAGGAGGAUAAAGGGAUAUGGGGUGACGAGGAACGUGAGGAGGAAGAGGAGGAGAAGAGGCGCGACGCCGUUGCGCGUGAGAGGGCGGCUGCAGCAGCUAAGCGACUGAUCAGUGCCCAAAGACGUGCAACGGACGGGGCAUCUCCGUUGUCCGGGACUCAUCAGGGUGUCAAGUCCGAGCGCAGGGCCACCACCACUGUUGCGGCCGCGGCUGCCAGAAGCAGCACCAGCAUCCUGUCCCGUGCAGGCAUUGGCAUGGCGGCUGGGACUUCGGCGUCUUCUGCAGCGGCGGGCAGGCAGGGGCUAACGGUUGGUGUAGGGCUUGCGCGGUCAGCCUCCGCGACCAGGCUGGGGCGCGGCGGGGGCGGUGCCAGCAGUGCUUCGCCUCGUGCGUCGCAAAGCGCCAGACAGCUGCAGCAGCAGCCUUAUCACCAACACCAAUUCCAUAACAAUGGAACCGCGGCGGCAUCGACAUCGGAUGUAGGGCACAGCCGCUCCGGCGCCUCUGCCGUACCCACCAGCACUGCCGCAGCCACAUGCAAAAAGGCGACGAGGAUAAGCCGCGCGUCGGGGCCGCAGCCGUCAGGCCGAGCGUCGGCCUCGUUCGGCUUCAAUGGCAUCUGCACGGAUGAUGCAGCGUUCGGCAGCGGCGGCCGCAAAGGCGCCGCUGCGACGCCGCCCCUUAAGCGUGGCGGCGGCGCACGCAAGGUGCUGAACCGCCCCAAUCCAGAGCUCGAUUUGUUCUUCUCGAGCUGCAGCAGCGCGACAGAGUCACCAAGGACUUCACCUUGGAAGCGGAGGUGCAGAAGGCCAGGGCCCAGCGCUGGUGGCGCGGACGCGGCGACACCCAUCCAUGCACUGGGCCGACGGACGGGUGGCCCUGCAGCCGCUGUCGCCAGCAGCCCGAAGGGCGCCGCGGCACCGGAGGACAGGCGCGGCAGCAACGGUGGAGGGGUUGGCGGCAGCAACCGGCACCAAGGCCCCGGCAGCCCGCUCAGGCAGGCGGCGGCUGUGGCUGCGGCAGCGGUAAUGGCAGGCAGCAGGGCCAGGUUGCAGCUGACACGUGGCAGCAUAGCGUCCCCCACCGCACGUUAA
Molecule: messenger RNA, 4080 nt
Organism: Volvox carteri f. nagariensis
Lineage: Eukaryota; Viridiplantae; Chlorophyta; Chlorophyceae; Chlamydomonadales; Volvocaceae
Exons: 8
Coding region: 1-4080 (1359 amino acids)
Source: RefSeq, a predicted model, not a curated record